Molecule: messenger RNA, 1353 nt
Organism: Aureobasidium vineae
Lineage: Eukaryota; Fungi; Ascomycota; Dothideomycetes; Dothideales; Saccotheciaceae
Source: the annotation of a GenBank genome assembly
AUGGACGAUGGUCGGAUGGAUACUGACAGUGGCAGCGCAGGUCACGACGAUACUCACCUCGACGAUACCGAUUUGGAGAUCCUCGACCUCGCUGGUCAUGGCGAGACAUAUGACGACCAUGAUAUGGAUCUGGAUGAUUUAAGUUCGGAUCCUGGCAACGACUUUGACUCCGAAACCGACGACGAGCCUUACAGUGACAGUAUAGCUUUCGUCCCCACGUCACCGAUUACAAGUAUGGGCGGGGGCAUCAAAUGGCACGAAGGCGAUCCGUUGCUGAGAAAGAUCGGCCUCGAAAGACUGAAUGACAAGGGAUACGUGAACCUCGACACAAUCUGUACAGAUCGUACCUUUGGCUACUCUGGUGAUAGAGCCCUGCACGCAGCCAGAUGGCGAGCAAAGCAUGAAGUGCAAAUAGGCUUGUGCGCUCAAGUCAAUGAACCACCCAAAGUGAAGAGCAAGACCAAAACAAAGUAUGGAAAGCUGGACGAUUUUCAUCGGAUCCACCCCAUCUUUCCCACUCUGCUUUUGGAGGUUGAGAACGUGGUGGGUUACUUAUAUGGCAUGCUCGACAUCGACAACCACAAAGAAAUCACCCUAGCGGAUGUGAAUGAAAGGCUGAAACGGGAAGCAUACUGGUUCGAAAAAUGCCACAAUCUCAGUGAAACAGAAGGACAGACGGUCUUGAAAGACCUCUAUGAACUGUCGAAGAAUCUCUGGUGGACCGAAAAGGACAUGACUGGCGAAAAGGAGAGCCUCCAUGCCUACACGAGGGGGAACAAGNGCUCCAUUGAGAUAGUUCUCGACAAGCGUCACAUCGACUAUGUGUGUAGAGAAUUUUCGCCCAUCGAGGAUGCCGUCGAUUGGACACCUGGUUCAGAUAAAGCGUCUGCUCAGCUGAGGGUGAAGUUUAAUCUCGCCGCCACAAUGGUCCACGAAGUCAUGCACGCGCUAUGGCGCAACAAGUACUACCCAAAGCAUGAGCCUNUUUAUAUGGACAUAAGAGCUGCAGAACUGGGGUUUCGAUGGGAACAACUUCUAUACUCUGGUCAAAUCGACAAUCCCACCGGAGACAGAGGCAGCGCUUNNAUAUCUUAUCAAUCAACAAAUGGCCCUUUCCAGGCGGGUUUCGCCGUCGAGAUGAGCUUCGUUCAAGGCAUGUUCACGCACGAGUUCUGGGCCGAGGUCGAUCGCUAUGGCAUUUCCAACUUUUGGCCUCGAAGAAUGUUGGGGGUACGCAGUACUAUGGUCUCAGAAUAUUGGGAAGCUGAGAGCCCUACAGUCAGGGGUCCUACCGACGGUGCACUCUCGAGUCCGGGUGGUGCAGAUGCUAGGGGCAUCAUUGAUAGGCAUUGA